CACUGGGAAAGCGGAAGAGAAAUUUAUAAUCAUGGAUAUGGAGAACUAGGGGAAACAGUCACACUUGCUUUGGUCUGCAGACCCAGGCAAUCGAAAACUCAGAAAUGGAAACGUGUGCACCUUUCCGGCAGCAAAAUUGACUCUGCGUUCUUUGCAGCCUCGACUUGAAGGCUGCACUGGGAGAAACUCUGUGCCUCCGGGAAAGUUUGGAAACGGAACUACGAGAGAGGCCAGACAUCGGGGAUUUUGCGGGCCCUGCGAUGUCUUCCAGAGCUUUUCAAGUGGGGAGAGAAGAGCGACGAAAUGAAAAUGCAACGUGUAGGAGAGGCCGCCCGAGUCCCGCAAGUUGCCGGUCGCAGAGGUACACAGUUGCUCCUAGCAUGACCGUGAUCUGAUCAGCAACCACGAGAAUCUGACUCCCGUGUGGGGUGCCUUAGCGCUGGGGCCUGGUCACCGCCCACAACUCCAGAGCUGCCAUGGCUGCUGCCUCUACGUCCACCCCUGUCAUUUCACAGCCCCAGUUCACAGCCAUGAAUGAACCACAGUGCUUCUACAAUGAGUCCAUCGCCUUCUUUUAUAACCGGAGUGGAAAGUACCUUGCCACAGAAUGGAACACAGUUAGCAAGCUGGUGAUGGGACUUGGAAUCACCGUCUGUAUCUUCAUCAUGUUGGCCAACCUGCUGGUCAUGGUGGCGAUCUAUGUCAACCGCCGCUUCCAUUUUCCUAUUUAUUACUUAAUGGCGAAUCUGGCUGCUGCGGACUUCUUUGCUGGGUUGGCCUACUUCUACCUAAUGUUCAACACAGGACCCAAUACUCGGAGACUGACUGUUAGCACGUGGCUCCUGCGUCAGGGCCUCAUUGACACCAGCCUGACAGCCUCUGUGGCCAACCUACUGGCCAUUGCAAUCGAGAGGCAUAUUACGGUUUUCCGCAUGCAGCUCCACACGCGGAUGAGCAACCGGCGGGUGGUGGUGGUGAUUGUGGUCAUCUGGACCAUGGCCAUUGUUAUGGGGGCCAUACCCAGUGUGGGCUGGAACUGCAUCUGUGAUAUUGAAAACUGUUCCAACAUGGCACCCCUCUACAGUGACUCUUACUUGGUCUUCUGGGCCAUUUUCAACUUGGUGACCUUUGUCGUCAUGGUGGUUCUCUACGCUCAUAUCUUUGGCUACGUUCGCCAGAGGACUAUGAGGAUGUCUCGGCAUAGUUCUGGGCCACGGCGCAAUCGGGAUACCAUGAUGAGUCUUCUGAAGACUGUGGUCAUCGUGCUCGGUGCCUUUAUCAUCUGCUGGACUCCUGGACUGGUCUUGUUACUUCUUGACGUGUGCUGCCCACAGUGUGACGUUCUGGCCUAUGAGAAGUUUUUCCUUCUGCUUGCCGAGUUCAACUCUGCCAUGAACCCCAUCAUCUACUCCUACCGCGACAAGGAGAUGAGCGCCACCUUCAGGCAGAUCCUCUGCUGCCAGCGCAGCGAGAACACCAGCGGCCCCACGGAAGGCUCCGACCGCUCAGCGUCCUCCGUCAACCACACCAUUCUGGCUGGAGUUCACAGCAACGACCACUCCGUGGUUUAGAAAGGAAACUAACUAAGAUGAGACGCGGCCAUCAUCUACUGAGGGAUGAUCAUCCUCCCCCUUCCCAAAGGCACGGGCAGGGUGAGGUGUGAGAGAGAGGAAAAACACACUCGUGUGCUUAAACACUAACCCAUGGCAGUAUUUGUUCCUAGACCCACCAAGACUUGAUGUAUAUUGAAAAAUUAGCUUAUGGGACAUCCCUCAUCCUACUCCCCGUUCCUUUUGAAAGUAGAAAGUGGAGACCUUGCAAUAGAAUUCAUAAACAGACUCUGGAGUGUCCAUUUACACUACACUAACUAGUCUUCAAAAGAUUUUGUGUGGUUUGGUGCAAGUCAGAAUCCAUUCUGACUAAUUGAAUCCACAACUUCAUUUACAUGCAGGCUUCCCUGUUUUUCUUUUUAAAGGAUACAUUUCAUUUAAUAAACAUGUUUAUGCCUAUCAGCAUGCUUGUGAUGGAUAAGACUAUAGACUGUUUUUAAACGAUCAUAACUCCAUUUUUUUCCUUAUGUAGGAAAACUGUAAAUUAGAAUUACUUUUCUAGAAAGCAUGCAUGUAAUGUAUGUAUGCAGUAUGCUGUACUUCAAAAGAUAAAAGGGUAUUAAUUUUAAAUCUUCUAGGAAAUAGAAAAACCUAGAUGUCAAAGCCAGUAUUUGUUUAGGUUAUGAAACAAACAAUGAUCUAAUCACAAUAUUACCUUUUUUAUUAAAGUGUUGUAACAUGUAUAAAACAAACAGGGAAUGUAAGUUUAUUAUCAAAAGAAUAUGUUGUACUCUAUAAAAGUUAUAGAGAUGAGCACAGUGGUAUUGUUCCCACAUAUUUAUAAUAUCCAAGUACAUUCUAAUUAUUAGUUCAUCAGAGGAAUUUUUUAAUGACCUGUGUUUUUCUGUAUUAUAAUACAUAGUCAUUGUAGAAAACUUGAAAAAUACAGAAAUGUAUAAAACAUUCAGAAAAAAUACUGAUAAUAUCACAACCCAGAAGUAACCACCAUUAACAGCUUUUCCCCUGUGUAUGCCUAUAUGUAUAUUAUAUACCUUUUUAUAUAAUUGGGAUCAUACUGUAAACAGUUUUAUAACCAGUUUGUUUUUUCCACUGCAUAAUUGCCACAUUUUCCUAUGGCAUUAAAAAUUUUACAAAAACAUAAUUUUAAUGGCUAUAUAAUAUUCCAUUUAAUGGAUGCAACUCAGUUUAUUUAACCAUUCCUGUGUUGUUGACUACUUAGGUUAUGUCUAAUUUUCACUAUUAUAAAUAAUGUUGCAAAAAUUUUAUGUACAUAAAACUUUGUCCAUGUAAUUGAUUAUUUACUUAGGACACAUUCCCAUGAAGGAUUUUUUCUUUUAAUGUGAAAUGUCUUUUUAUGCUCUUAACCUUUUAUAAAAGGGGAUUUCCUGCUUUUGCCCUAUGUAGGUGGCAGUUGUGAGGAAAGCCAGUUAAAUUACCUUUUUACAAAGGAAAUGCAGUGGUUACUUUAGUUGAGAGUGACUUUUUUAUAUAACAAGAUGGACUAGAAACAGUCAACUGCCACAAAUAGCCAGGAUACCCUACUUAAUAUGUCUAGCAAUUCCAUUUCAUUUGAGCAAUGGAUGAUCCAACUCUCGGUAGCCACAACUCUAGUGUAGAAUUGAAGACAAUGCAAAGAAAUCAAACAUGCCGAGUGAAUAAAGGAUCAUCUUCAUAUUAAAUAGCUUCUGUAGCAAAUGGGUUGAGCGUGUUGGUAUGUGACUGGAUACUGUGUAUUCUCUAAGGUCACCCCCACAGAUGCCGCCAUAUUAGGUGAUACCUGUUCAACUGUCCGGGUAAACUAAUUAUUGCACCAGUUUGUCGUAAUAAGUAACCAGUAAAGUCACAGUCACGAAGCAGGUGUGGGAAAGUCAGGAGUAUGUUUGAGAGAGAGAUGUCCAGAAGAAGAAUGGUUAUUUAGGAAGGAGGAGGUCAGUGCAUGGUCACCAUUUGAGCAGAGGGCAGACUCAACAAGUGCCCAAACUGGAAAGAAAUGGGGAACCGGUUAGCAGAAAGGUGUUUGCACAGACUUUACACAAAAUACAGAGCAUUUUAUAGUGGAAGGGAACCAAAUGAGCUUGGACUUUUACUCACGCGCAUUUAUUCUGAAGGAGAUGUGGACUAUUUGAAAUUUAAAAACAUACUAAUUGGACUUUAAUAAAUCAUUCUCAAUCAGUGUUUGCUAAUGUGUGGUUCUGGUCAGUGCUGUUUCUUUUGUUGGAGAGUCAUCCUUGCACUGCAUGGUGCCUGCAUUCUUUGACCUCUUUUCUGUUCCUGCCACAAGGGCUUCUGAACUCACAGGUGAAGCCACCAUAUGCUUCCCCAGCUCAGAACUGCUUUUUUUUUCAACCUGAGUCAUAAGUCUUUCCAGUGUACAAGAGGUGGUGGUUUGUGUUGCAUGAAAGGAGAGGUAACAUCUUAGGACAAUACUUCACUUGUCAGCAGUAUAACUAUUAGAGUGAGUUUCUUUUGGAAAAACUGAUUUCAUAAAAACUUUACAAUGACUUUAUAGAAAACUCUCACUAGGAGAUUAUAAAGUUACAGUGGUCUUUAUGUUUUUAGAUUUAAUGACUAACAGGAUAAAAGUGGUAGGUAUCUUCCAGUUAUAUGCUAAUUGUAUUUUCAAUAUAUUGCUAAGACGGAAAAAAUAACAAUGGUUAUUCAAAUGAAUGUCUCAGUGAGUAUUUGGCAUAGAAUACUGAACCUUUAAAUUUAGGUGGUUGUAAGAUUGUUAGAAAUGAAAUGUCUCAGGAGUCUUCUUCACAAAUUAACCAUGUUUUUUUUUUUUUUUAAUGAAACCGUAAUUUCCUAGACUCAAAACCUCAGCUAACGUUAUACAAUUAGUGAGUCUUAUCAGUUUUCCCAUCCUCUUUCCCAGUUAGCUAUUGCUUUAGGUUCCAUUGUUCAUCAUCUUUCUCAUUUAUUCCAUUAGUCUCUCAGCUUCUGAAAUGGAAUUUUGAUACUGUUUCCAGCCCUUCUUCUUAAACCCAGAGUGUGACUUGUGCUAGAUAAAAACCGUAGAAAUGCUCCUCGAUCAGGUCCCUUCAUUAUACCAAGGUAAGCAGAACAUUUUUACAUUAAGACCGUUUGAACCAAAUUGCUUAUUUUUUAACACCGAGUUUACCUGAUCCCAAACCCUAGGAAGGCUUGGGGUCAGUUUGUGUGUUGGGAUGGACUUGGAUUCAGGCACCAUCUGACAGAAGAAAUGUGUGUAACGAGGAGCCAGAAUGGCUCAUCAGUCUUCCAAAGCAGGGACCAUUCAGUCUGUAACGUUCAUCUGUACUUUGUAUAGUCUGCAUAUAAAAUUCUCGAAUUCUUACAUUGAUGAUGCUCAUAUUCACAGAUUACUUACUGCUCAUCUGUUUAGUGAUAUGGCAGAUAAAGACCCAUUUGCAAAUCUAAAGCAGAGGUUGGCAAACUAAGACCCACUGGCCAAAAAUCUACCUGUUUUAUAUGACCUAUGAGCUAAAGAUGGGUUUUACAUUUUAGUGAUUGGGGAAAAAAGAGUAUUUUGUGAAACAUGAAAAUUAUAUGAAAUUCAAAUUUCAGUGUCCAUAAAUUAAAGUUUUAUUGGAGCACAGUCACACUCACCAGGGCUAUGUAUUGUUUAUGGCUGUUUUUGUACUGCAACAGCAGUAUCGAAUACUUGCAGCUGAGACUGUCGCUCGAAGUCUAAAAUAUUUAUUCUCUGACCCUUUACAGAAAAAGUGUGCCAACCCCUGAUUUAGAGAAUUGCAUUUUCAGUCAUUGCUAUCCUCAUUUAACUGUAUGUUCAUUGGAAGAGUUAGCAGAAAUUGGGCACACCACGAUCUCUUGAGCUCUAGACUGCAGAGAAAAUUGUCAAUUGCAUUCUUUAUAAUAAACAGUUUUUAUUUUGAAACAAUCUCAAACUCACAGAAGAGUUUGCUGAAUCUAUGGAACAUUUUCCCUGAGCCAUUUGUUAAGUUGCCAGCGUGAUGCCCCAUCAUCCUUGAAUACUGUGUAAUUCCUACAGACAAGGACAUUCUCUUUCAUAACUUCAAUACAACCAUCAAAAUCAGGAAAUUAACACUGAGACAUAAACUACCACUUAAUUCACAGACUGCAUUCAAGUUUAACUAGUUUUUCCAAUAAUGUUCCUUGUAACAAAGGAAUCCAAUUGAGGGUCACUGGUUGUGUUUAGUUGUCAUACCUCUUGAAUCAUCUUCAAUCUUGAACAGUCCCUCAGUCUUUUCUUGACCUACAUGACCUUGUCAUUGAAAGAUCACAGGCUAUGCAUUUUAUAGAAUGUCCCUCACUCUGGGUUCAUCUGAUAUUUCUUCAUAAUUAGAUUCGUAUUAUUUAUCUUUGACAAAAUAACAUAGAAAUGCUGCUGUGGUGCUUCUCACUGCAUCCUGUCAAGGAGCACAUGAUGUUGAUUUGUUCCAUUACUGGUGAUGUUAACUUUCAUUACUUUUGAAGCCUGCCAGGUUUCUCCACUGUGAAAAAAACUAUUUUUUCCCUUUUUGUAGGAAAUAUUCUGUUCUCAUCAAAUUUUAACAUCUAGUUUUAACAUCCAUUGAUAUUUCUUGGAUGAAUGAAUCAUUAAUCUGAUGAUUGCCAAAUGAUGAAUUUCUAAUUCUUUUCUUUUUAAAAUUUAUUAGUUAGCUGUCUACUGUGAAAAAAAGCUUUGUCCUCUCCUGCUUGUUUAUUCAUUUAUUUAUACCAGUAUGGGCUCAUGGAUUCUGAUUUUAUUCAAUUGGUUAUAAUGUUGCUAUUAUUUUAAAAUUAAACUUUUGAGAUAAUUUUAGAUUCAUAUGCAGUUGUAAGAAAUAAUAUGGCGAGAUCCUUAUACCCGUAACCCAGUUUCCCCCAGUGGUGAUAUCUUACAAAACCAGAGUAUGACAUCACAGUUGGGAUAUUGACAUGGAUACAGGCAAGGUACAGAAUAGUUCCACCACCACAGGAAUCCCUCCUGUUACACUUUUAUAGCCACACUCAUCUGCCUUACACCCAUCCUGACCCCUAGCAACCACUAAUCUGUUCUCAUUUUGUCAGUCACAUUUUAACUAUUUUUUUCAUAUUCCUAAAAACUUCUAUACAACAACAGUUUCAGGGUGGGGGGCUGAUACUUCCCAGAGUAUUGAAGUGGUUUUUGUUGUGUGUGUCUGUGUAUGCAAUUUCCAGAGAGAGAGAGAGAGAGUUUUGUGAUUAUAAAAGCUACACAAACUUAAUAUUUCAAGGAAUACAGAAAUGAAUAAAGUAAAAAGUAAGAAUCUCUCCUGUAGGAUGGAAGCUAGACCACAGAUAUUUGUUGAGCACAUUACCUGUCAAACAGACUUCCACAAAGUGAUUUUACGUCUUGUUUUGUGCAACUCUCCAUGUCUUCCCACUGGCAUCAGGGGAGCCAGGCUUCAGGUUUGUUACUUGUUUUGCAUCUUAUCUCUUAACUUGCAUCUUUCUUUCUGGAAAGGAAUCUUAUUUCACUUUGUAUUCUCCACCUCACAUCACACAGUGCUAAAUAGUAUUUAAUACUUGCUUGUUUAAAUGAAAGAAAAUGUGUGAGCCACAAGGAAAGGUAUUCUUGACCCAAGAAAUGCUCCUUAGUUCCACAAGCCUGAUAAAGGUUUCCCUUCAUGUUUAAGAAUAUUGCAGUUAAAAUUAAGUAAGAACAAUGAAAAACCAAGGGCAACGCCUUUGAAUAAUACAACGUUUGUGCUUUCUGAGUGUCUUGUUUAACUUAUUUUGAUUUUUAAUAUUACCAUAUGUUGAAUCUGUAAUGUUAUCUACAGCUUACAGAAGACAUUCGUAUAAUUUGUAUUUUGAUCUUUGCGAUAACCUUGUUACACAUGAGGAAACUGUGUCUUGGGGGAAAAUUGGAAGUCUAAUAUUUGUUGUCUAGAGGACUUUUUGAAUCUAAUUACGUAUUCUUUAUAUUGUCAUUCAUAAUUCCUCAUAUGUACUUAUCUAUCUUGGUCCUCCAAAUUAUGAGUUCCUUGAUCAGUAUGAUGCAUUACAUUUAAAAAUUCCUUUAAAGAAUCCAGAACAGUAAAAGUUAUAGGUAAAAUGAGGUCAUGAGCAGGCACAUGGAUUGUUCUGUGUCGGGUUUACAUUGUUGCAAGUAUGCCUGUAUCGCAAGCUAGGUUAUAAAUUCUUUGAGAAUGAGAUAAUCUUAUAUUUUCCACCUCCUUUUAAUGAUUCAUAUCACUAGAACAAAACUAAAAAUAAGGUGCCACUUACUAAAUGGUUCUUGACUGAGGACUGUAAGACCACAAUCAGGUGUUGUCAUUGUUAUUACUGUCACUUGUUCUUUAAUUUAUUCAUCCAGAAGGACUUUUUUGAGGCCCUCUGUAUACCCUUAGGAUACUGCUGUGAAGGAGAUACGCAAGAUCUUUAAUGGAAAUUUAGUAAGAGUGAGGGAGAUAAGGGAGAGAAAUAAGUAAGUUAAAAGUAAAUUACAAGUUGUAUUAAGAGCUAUGAAGGAAAUUAUCACGACACAGAAAUUGAAGAUAAAAGAGAUAGAGAAGGCGGGGAGAGGAACUACCUUUGAAAAGAGAGUCUAGGAAGGCUCCCUAUUAGGACAGGAAUUGUCCUCUCAAAGCCCUCACCUUGAGCCUGAAUUGCACAAAGGUGUGGCUCUGUCAAGCUCUUGAACGUGAACCCACUUUGGUAACCAGGACACAUCAAAACAACCCAUUAGAGAAAUGGACAUGAAUCCAGCAUAGGUAGAUAGGAAUUCCAGGCAAGACAUGUAAAUGCUUGGUGAGAGAAUGCAUGCAUUUUGGAAAGAAAGGCAGUAGAGACUGUGAGAAUGAGGCUUGUAAGGCGGUAAGUAUGGUGUCUUGAGUGAUUUUGAAAGUCAUUUUAUGAUGAGAAAUAUGGAGAAUGAGUUAAAGGACUCACAUAAGGGAGUGACACAGUCUGAUUUAUGCUUCUGAAUAAAUUGAAGAGGAGGAACCCUGGAGGCAAAAGACAAGAUCAGAGGUUGUCACUUUAAUGAAAGAUAAAGAUGGUCAUGGAGGUGUAGAGAAGGAGGUGGAAGGAUUUGAGAGGUGUGCGGGACCUAGUGAUUGUGUAAUGAGGUCAUACCUCAGGUUAUGACCUUGGCCUCCGGACAGAUGGGGAUGUGAUAUGGUGAGAUUAAGGAACAUGGGAUGAGGAGCAAGUUUACAGAAAGAAGAUAUUGAGUACAUUUUGAAAUAUCUGAGCCACCCGAGGAGAACUUUGAAGUAGGGAAGUGCCUUUGUGAUACAUGAAGCUCAGGAUGCAUCUCUGGACUAAAGAUCUAGAUUUUGGAGUCCGUAGUCUUCUGCUGUCAUCCUGCCACAUUGUCCUCAAGAUAGGAAACACAGAGCCUUUGAUCUGUUUGAAUAGGAAGAAAGAAAAGGAAGGAAAUGGGGAGGAAUAAAAGAGCAGAACUUAAUAUCUGAAAAUAUUAUCUAGAAACAUGUGGAGAUGUUUCUUUUUCACAAAAUAAGGUUAACUAUAUAUAGUAUAUUUGGUGGGUGUUCUUUUUACUUGAUAGUACAUUACAGAGAUAGAUACAAGGUUGAUAAAUAUGUAUCUGCCUUACUGUGUAGUUGGGGUAGAGAUGUUUAGAGCCUAUUAAUAUCUUAUUUUCUCCUCCUUCCUGGGCUCUGGGAAAACUAAAGUUCUGUUAGGCAGGUCCAAUGUGACUAAUUUUGGCCAGUAGACUGUGAGUGGAUGUGACAAGUGUCAUUUCUGGGCUGAGGAAGUAAAAAACCCCUGUGCUACUCUCCAGAUCUUUUUUCCCCCUGAAAGCCAAGCACAGAGAUGUGAACAUGAAGAGAGUGAAGUCCCCAUCAGCUUGGGACCUUGAGUGACUCUGUAGAGCAAAAUCCCUGCCAACUCAUAAUGAAUGUAUAGCAUGAUCAAGAAAUAAACAUUUUUGGUGUUUAUGGUGA
This is a messenger RNA of Globicephala melas (long-finned pilot whale), 9451 nucleotides long. RefSeq names its product lysophosphatidic acid receptor 1 (gene LPAR1). Gene Ontology annotation, cellular component: plasma membrane; cytoplasm. The record is from RefSeq and is a predicted model, not a curated record. Lineage: Eukaryota; Metazoa; Chordata; Mammalia; Artiodactyla; Delphinidae. Gene Ontology annotation, molecular function: lysophosphatidic acid receptor activity. Gene Ontology annotation, biological process: phospholipase C-activating G protein-coupled receptor signaling pathway; neurogenesis; adenylate cyclase-activating G protein-coupled receptor signaling pathway.